UCGUCAUUCCAUUGCUUUAGCUAGGGUAGGUGGAUCCUGUCACUGCUACUGCUUUCAGCUCUGACUGUCUCUGUGGACCUGCUGCUGAAGAAAACCAACCAUGGCACUGAACAGAAAGAGUAGGGUGUUUGUUAUCGGCGUGGGCAUGACAAAGUUUGACAAGCCUGGAGCCCGAGGCGACUAUGAUUACCCUGACAUGGCCAAGGAAGCAGGUCAGAAGGCACUAGCAGAUGCAGGUGUCCCAUAUUCUGCCAUUGAACAAGCUUGUGUAGGAUACGUCUAUGGUGACUCCACCUGUGGGCAGAGGGCCAUUUACCAUAGCCUCGGCCUGACCGGGAUCCCCAUCAUCAACGUCAACAACAACUGUUCCACAGGCUCCACUGCACUCUUCAUGGCUCGCCAGCUCGUCCAGGGAGGUCUUGCUGACUGUGUGCUUGCCCUCGGGUUUGAGAGGAUGGAGAAGGGCUCUUUGUCCUCAAAGUAUAUGGACAGGACCAAUCCUAUGGACAAGCACAUGGAGGUGAUGAUCAACCGCUACGGGAUGGUGGCAGCUCCAGCAGCACCACAGAUGUUUGGCAAUGCUGGCAGAGAGCACAUGGAGAAAUACGGCACUAAACCGGAACACUUUGCUAAAAUUGCCUGGAAAAACCACAAGCAUUCUACCAACAACCCGUAUUCCCAGUUCCAGGAUGAGUACAGUUUGGAGCAGGUGAUUAACUCCAGGAAGGUGUUUGACUUCCUUACUCUGCUGCAGUGUUGCCCUACAUCAGAUGGUGCCGGAGCAGCAGUUUUGGCCAGCGAGGCUUUUGUCAGGAAACACCAUCUGGAGAACCAGGCAGUGGAGAUUGUGGCCCAGGAGAUGGUGACUGACCUUGCCUCCACGUUUGAAGAAAACAGCUGCAUUAAGAUGGUGGGAUAUGACAUGUCUCAGUCGGCUGCAAAAAAGUGUUAUGAAGCUGCAGGUCUGAAGCCCAGUGAUGUUGAUGUGGUCGAGCUGCAUGACUGCUUCUCAGCCAAUGAGCUCAUCACCUAUGAGGCUCUGGGGCUGUGUCCACAGGGUAAAGCAGGAGAGAUGAUUGACAGAGGGGACAACACAUAUGGAGGCAAGUUUGUUGUCAACCCCAGUGGUGGUCUCAUCUCUAAAGGACAUCCUCUGGGCGCCACAGGUCUGGCCCAGUGUGCAGAGCUGUGCUGGCAGCUCCGAGGGCAGGCAGACAGGAGACAGGUCCCAGGGGCAAAAGUGGCCCUGCAACACAACAUUGGCUUAGGAGGAGCCGUGGUUGUCACUCUCUACAAGUUGGGAUUCCCUCAGGAGGCCAGUUCCCACAUAGGUGCAGUUCCCACCAGCUCAUUUGACGGUCUUGAUGGGUUUAAAGCUUACCCUGUCUUCAAAGAGAUAGAAAAACGUCUACAGGAGGAAGGAGAGCAGCUUGUCAAGAAGAUUGGUGGAGUGUUUGCCUUUGUAGUAAAGGAUGGACCAGAUGGGAAAGAGGCGACCUGGGUCGUGGAUGUGAAAAAUGGCAAAGGUUCUGUCACAAGUGAUCCAGGUAAAAAGGCAGACUGCACCUUAUCCAUGAGUGACGGUGAUAUUUUGGAUCUGAUGACAGGAAAGUUGAACCCACAAACGGCGUUCUUCAAAGGGAAACUGAAGAUCACUGGGAACAUGGGCAUAGCUAUGAAGCUGCAGAACCUGCAGAUAACACCAGGCAAGGCCAAGCUGUGAGACGGUUAGCUAGCUUUUUGUCCUCUGAGGACAACUUAAUUCCUCCUAAUCAACAAGCUCAUUGAUUACUUUGAUAACGCGUUUGAUCUUGAUUGACAAUUCAUAAAAUUUCAAUUCCAGCUGCUACUUGGAUAUCAGAGCUAACUCACCGCACAGUAUAUACAUAAUUGUUAAUAUCCUGGUAUAUGUUGUUUAAUCUUCUUGACCCAUCAUCUUUUAUUCUGAUAUGAAUUCUGAUGUUGCUCAUAUGCAACAUCAUGUAGUUAAAACACUCAAUGUGCCUCUAAUUUCUGUCUAUAAAAUCUUUUGGUAAACUUAUGGUUUAAAGCCAUUUUUGGCCUCAGCCAUUUUGAUAGAUGAUUUUGUAUAGAAUAUAUGUAUGUAAAUGAUAGGAGUAAUCUAAUAAA
Messenger RNA from Etheostoma cragini (Arkansas darter), 2130 nucleotides. RefSeq names its product sterol carrier protein 2a (gene scp2a). NCBI's taxonomy places the organism in Eukaryota, Metazoa, Chordata, Actinopteri, Perciformes, Percidae. The coding region runs from base 101 to 1723 and encodes 540 amino acids. The record is from RefSeq and is a predicted model, not a curated record. Gene Ontology annotation, molecular function: acyltransferase activity, transferring groups other than amino-acyl groups. The transcript has 16 exons.